This is a messenger RNA of Sorghum bicolor (sorghum), 1075 nucleotides long. RefSeq lists its product as uncharacterized. Bases 111 to 812 code for a protein of 233 amino acids. The record is from RefSeq and is a predicted model, not a curated record. The transcript has 5 exons. Lineage: Eukaryota; Viridiplantae; Streptophyta; Magnoliopsida; Poales; Poaceae.
GACUCGCCUAAAAACGCUGGCAUCCCCUACCUCUCUGCUCGAGGUCGAUCAUUGCCGUUGCGAGAAACGCGCCCGCAGCGGUAACGCCUCCCGCGCGCGAUUCGGCGGCCAUGGCGGCGCGGUCGACUAUGCUGCGCGAUCUGCUCGGAGUAAACCUUCGGAAGAUGUUCGUGCAGGAAGUCGGUUCAGGUGGCACCCUCUUCGCGACAACACCUCGUGCGCGCGAUUCGGCGGCCAUGGUGGCCCGGCCUGCUAUGCUGCGCGAUCCCCUCGGGGCGCACCUUCGGAAGAAGGGAUUCCACAUCCAUCCGCCUUACCUUCGUUUGUCAAGGUCCAUGAAAGCAAGUGACCAGUUCAAGGCUGGCUCCAGGAACUUUUCCUCGUUCAACAAGCAAAGGUCUGUGUUCCGAUCCUCUGUGACAGUUGAGGAGAUUAAAAUCAAGCUCAAGGCAUUUGCAAAGAAUUGCUGGGAUGGUCUUGACCCAAGAGUACAAAAUGUUAUAAUUGAUGGAGCAGGAAAAGGCGUGAUAGUCAUGGUAUCAAGCCAUGGGUAUCUUCUCUACCUGAAGUCCAUGUCAGAGAGGCAAACCAAGCUUGAAGCAUGCCUAGCUGAAAUUAAAGAGGACAGUGAGAAGGCUAUUGCUGAGCUCAAGGCUGAGGUGAAAUCUCUCUCGAUGUACCACGAGGAGUUCAUGGCAAAACAUCAAAAGCUGGAGACUGAUCUGAAAGAGCUGAAGUUCCUCAAGGACUUAUGGAUGUCAGUAGUAUAUGAGGAAAGCUCCAAGGCGUAUCUUGAAGUCAAGAAGGAAUGACCAUGGUGUGGAGGAUGAGUGAAUCACUAUUCACUAUUGUAUCUGGGAUCGUUGUCUGAGUGACUAUUAAUCUGGAUCCAUGCUGGCUGAGUGUAGUAGCCUCAAUAGGACAUGCCUGAGUAAUAGGCUCAUUAGGACUAUAGAGCGUUGAUUGAGGAGGGAAAUUUUAUUGAGCGUUGAUUGAGGGAGGCUUCAUUGAUACCAGUUGUGACUUUGAAAACCAUCCCCAAAUAAAUCAAUUUCUAGAAUCAAUGUCAGUCAAA